AUGCUUAUGGGUGCGGGACGAGACACGGCGCGGGAUGAGGCCCAGAAGCUUCACAGGAAGUGGCUGAAGCACCAGGCCUUCAUGGCCGAGCUGGCCCGCAACAAAGAAUGGCUGGCCAAGAUAGAGCAGGAGGGCCAGGAGCUGAUCGAUGAGAAGCCUGAGCUGCGUUCGGUGGUGCAGCAGAAGCUGGAGGAGAUCAGGGAGUGCUGGACGGACCUGGAGAGCACCACCAAGGCCAAGGCCCGGGCUCUGUUUGAGAACAACAAGCCAGAGCCGGUGGUGAAGAGCUACUCAGACCUGGACCACCAGCUCUCUGGCCUGGAGAAACAGCCCCCCCAGCUGGAGCAGGCUCAUCACCUACCCACAUUCAACGAGCAGCUGCAUAAAUUUCAGUCUCAGAUGGGGAACUUGUACAAGGACGUUGGGGAACUAGGGUCCCUCCAGGGGGUGUGCCUCCCCCAGCGAGGCAGCCUGGUGAAGGGUGGGGAGGGAGAAGGGGGCGAGCAGCCAGCCGUAGUAGAGACCCGCAUCGUGCGCCUCAUCGAGCCCCUGAAGGAGAGGCGACGCAUCCUGCUGGCCUCCAAAGAGAUGCACCAGGUCGCCCAGGACCUGGAGGAAGAGAUACUGUGGAUCCAGGAGCGGCUUCCUCUGGCCUCCUCUAAGGAUUACGGCAACAACCUGCAGAGUGUUCAGCAGCAUGUCAAGAUCAACCAGACACUGCAGAGGGAUCUGCAGGGGCGCCAAGCACGGGUGGAGGAGGUGUUGGACCGGGCGGGGAUCAUCGCCUCUCUGCGGACCCCUGAGGUUGACUUUGUGCGUGAGGGGGCGGGGCAUGUGCGUCAGGUGUGGGAGGUGCUGAGGCUGGAGGCGGAGAGGAGGUCUGUGAUGCUGGAUGUGGUGCUGCAGGCCCAGCAGUACUACAGCGAGGCAGCCAAGGUGGAGUCCUGGCUGGCAGGCCAGAAACUGCACCUCAUCAAUGAGGAGAAGGGCACGGACGAGGAGAGCACCCUGCAGCUGCUGAAGGAGCACCUGGCCUUGGAGGCGACACUGGAGAACUACGCUGAGACAGUGGGCAUGCUCUCCCAGCAGUGUCAGCGACAGCUGGAGCUUGGGCACCCAGACAGUGAGGGGAUCACCAAGCAGCAGUCCCACAUAGACCGUCUGUAUGUGUCUCUGAAGGACAUGGUGGAGCACAGGAAGACCAAGCUGGAGCAGCAGUACUGGAUGUACCAGCUCAACAGAGAGGUGGAGGAGUUAGAGAAGUGGAUCACUGAGAGGGAGGCCGUUGCCAGCUCCACUGAGCUGGGUCAAGACCUGGAGCAUGUCACGAUGCUACAGGAAAAAUUCACCAAGUUCUGCUCAGAGACCAACAGCAUAGGCCAGCAGAGGAUGGAGCAGGUGAAUAAGAUGGUGAAUGAGAUGAUAGACUGUGGCCACACGGACGCGGCCACCAUAGCUGAGUGGAAGGACGGACUGAACGAGUCAUGGGCCGACCUACUGGAGCUCAUGGAGACCCGAAGACAGAUGCUGGCAGCAUCACACCAGCUGCACAAGUUCUUCACCGACUGCAAAGAGGUCUUGGCUCAGACUGCGGGGAAGAUGAGGCAGUUGCCAGAGGUGAGGGCGUGCCAAGCCAGCAUCGCCAACCCUGCCACCCUGCAGAGGCUCAUGCUCUCCUUCGAGCACGCCCUCCAGCUGCUCGUCUCACAGGUAAGGCAGCUGCAGGAAAAUGCGGCCCAGCUGAGGACCAUCUAUGCCGGAGAGAAGGCUGAGGCCAUCAUGAGCAAAGAGCAGGAAGUGAUGUCAGCAUGGAAGGAGUUACUGGUUUCCUGUGAGGCCAGUCGUGUGCAGGUCACCUCGGUGACAGACAAGGUGCAGUUCUUCUCGGUGGUGCGCGAGCAGCUCAUGUGGAUGGAGGGCAUCAUGGGGCAGAUUGGAGGGGACGACCCCAGGGACUCGUCUUCUGCAGAGGUGAUGAUGAAACAGCAUGGUGAGCUGAAAGCCAAGAUGGAUGGCCGUAGGAAGACAAUACAGCAAUGUGUGGAGCUGGGAAAGAUCCUGCUGGCCGCAGGCAACCCAGCCUCUGAGGAGAUAAAGGAGAAGUUGGAUGCGCUCCUGGCUAAGCAGAAGGAUCUCUCUGAGAGAUGGGACAAACAGCAGGAGAAGCUGCAGCGCAAGAAGGAUCAGUUCCAGUAUGCCCAGGAGACGGUGAAGGCGGAGGCCUGGCUGAAGGCCAAGGAGCCCCUGAUUAGCUCCAGAGAUGCCCAGGCCCAGACUGAUGAGGUGGAGCAACUCAUCCUCCGCCACGAGGCCUUCCGCAAUGCUGCAGCCACCUGGAAGGAGCGCUUCAGCUCACUGAGACAGCUCUCCAAUGCAGAGAAGCUGAGAGAAGAACAGAGCAGCAAGCCUUCCCCAAUGCCACUCUCCAGUCGGAGGAUGUUCCCAUCAUCCUGUCUCACUCCGACCGUUCCUCUUGCUACCUCAACUCUGCUGAGACAGACGGUCCAGGUGCAUAUUGAGCCCAGGCCCAAGCAGACCAGUCUGGAGAUGUCUGCCUCUGCCUCCUCUGCAGCCCAAAGGUUGGGUUCUACCAUAGCCAGCUACGCUCCUGUCAUAAAUGGCUCUGGUUACCAUGGACUGGACCAUCAGAGCAUCAGCGGGGGAUUGGAGAGUUCCAACUACCCUGGACUGAACCAUCCGGGCGGUGGAGGAGUGGACAGCAGCUCUAGUUACCUUGGAGGGAACCAUCAGACUGGCCCCCCGCCAGUGGAUAGUUCUGGCUACCUUGGACUGAACCAUCAAAGCAGUGGGGGUAUGCAUCUGAAAGCUGACUGCAUGCAGCCCAGGAUCAACCACAUGCAAAAAGCUGUCAACCCCCUCCUGGAGGCCAGCAGGGCGCAGAGGGAACAGUUUGGGGACAUCCCCAUGGUGGACAUGAUCGGGCCAGAGUCUGGCCUGGAUCUCCUCCACGGCAGGCUCCAGAGGGACCCCCGCGGCAGCCGCUCAGACCCCCAGAUGGACCACCUGCGGCGGGAGAGGGAGUACAAGCUAGGUCGGCAGACCUCCAGCGAACAGGAGAUUCAGGCGCGGCUCAACGAGCUGCCAAUGAUUGUGCGCCAGGAGCGCUAUAGGCGACGCCUGGAGAGGCAGUCGUCCAGCGAGCAGGAGGGCAGUGGGAAGGCGAGGACACCGAGGCAGGACGACUCCAGCGACAUGGAGUCAGCCAAGGAAGGCUCCGACAAGCGCUCAACAGAGAAGAGAGCCACCACCAUGGCUGAGAUUGUGGAGCAGGCCCAGGAGAGAGAGGCAGCACAAGCUCGAGGGGAGACGUACCGCCCCACCAGCAGCCUCUCAGCACCUGUGACCUACGAGCGCCCGCGCGCCCGAGACCGCCCCAAACCCCGCAGGAGACCCCGUCCCAAAGAGCCUGAGGAGAAGCGACGCUCUCGCUCGGCUCCGGCCCAGAGUCCGGCACAACUUCUGCCGCCCUCACACACUGCCCAUAACGAAGGCUUCCUGUACCGCAAACACGACUUUGAGGGCCACCAGAAGAGUCCCAGCAGUAAGUCCUGGGUGAAUUUGUAUUGCGUGUUGUCAAAGGGAGGGAUCACUUUCUACAAGGACGCCAAGAGCACCACCACACCUUACAAUGAAGAAACCCCACUCGACCUGAGCGUCUGUAUAUGUGAUAGCACCAUAGGAUACAAGAAGAAGAAAAAUGUCUUCGUUAUCAAGAAAAAUGAUGGCAAUGACUAUAUUUUCCAUGCAAAGGAUGAGGAGGACCUGAAGGCUUGGGUCACUAACAUCACCACCAGUAUAACUGAACACGAGGAGAUUGCCAAGUGGGACAAGCCCACCACCUCGUCCACAGAUCCCGACCGCUCGGAGAGGAAGGAGAAGUCUGAGGGCGACGCAGACGCCAGGUCAGAGAGGUCUGAGAUGGGAGGAGAGGUGGAGGAGGAGGAGAGGUCAGAGAAAGAGAGGUCUGAGAAGGGAGAGGGGUCCAAGAAGACGGGAGAAGGCUCAGAGAAAGCAGACACGUCGGAGACGGGUGAGAGGGCAGAGGGAGGGGCAGGGGGCUCCAGCACGUCAGGGAAGAGCAAAUGA
This is a messenger RNA of Salvelinus namaycush (lake trout), 4107 nucleotides long. RefSeq names its product spectrin, beta, non-erythrocytic 4a (gene sptbn4a). The coding region runs from base 1 to 4107 and encodes 1368 amino acids. Gene Ontology annotation, cellular component: plasma membrane; cortical actin cytoskeleton; cell junction. Gene Ontology annotation, molecular function: phospholipid binding; actin filament binding. NCBI's taxonomy places the organism in Eukaryota, Metazoa, Chordata, Actinopteri, Salmoniformes, Salmonidae. Gene Ontology annotation, biological process: actin cytoskeleton organization. The record is from RefSeq and is a predicted model, not a curated record. The transcript is spliced from 21 exons.